GCAUCCGCCAUCUAUCCCGACCCAAUUAAAAGACCAAGAGGAGGCGACCGGUUCGAAACAAGUCUUAUCGAUCGGCGGCUGUGACCUGACUCAAUCCGUCCCUGCCAUGGCGGACGAGUCAUCGGAGCCCCAACCCUUCCGCCUCUUCUCCUCCUCUGCCCGGAAGCCCAAACCCCCGCCACCAACCCUCCGUCCCCAUCGCUCGGAUCCCACCUGCAGCAACAUCGAUCGCGGCGACGCCGAGGCCGACGGCAAUGACUCCUUCGCUGAUCUCGGACUCUCCCAAUGGGCCAUCGACACCUGCCGCGAGCUCCGCAUGGAGCGCCCCACCCCCGUGCAGAGCCGCUGCAUCCCUCGGAUCCUUGCAGGCGACGAUGUGCUCGGCAUCGCCCAGACUGGCAGCGGCAAGACCGCAGCCUUUGCACUCCCCAUCCUCCACCGCCUCGCCGAGGACCCCUACGGCGUCUUCGCCCUCGUAGUCACACCCACCCGGGAGCUUGCCUGCCAACUCGCCGAGCAGUUCCGGGCGUUGGGUUCGUCGCUCAACGUCCGGUGCACGCUCAUCGUGGGGGGCAUGAACAUGCUCGGUCAGGCACGGGCGCUCGCACAGCGGCCACAUGUUGUAGUUGCGACCCCAGGGCGGAUCAAGACCCUUCUCGAGGAAGACCCUGAUAUACCUGCAGUUUUUUCAAAGACCAAGUUUCUAGUUCUCGAUGAGGCAGACAGGGUUUUGGAUGUCGGCUUCGAGGAGGAACUGCGAGUAAUAUUUAAAUGUUUGCCCAAGAGCCGUCAAACUCUUUUGUUUUCUGCUACGAUGACAGAUGAGUUGCGCGCCUUGCUUGAGAUUUCCCAAAACAGGUCUUACUUUUAUGAGGCAUAUGAGGGGUUUAAGACAGUUGAUUCUUUGGAACAAAAAUUCAUCUUUAUCCCAAAGAAUGUGAAGGAUCUUUAUCUGUUUCACAUUUUGUCAAAUCUGGAGGAAAAAAAUAUCCGUUCAGUGAUAGUAUUUGUUUCCACUUGCAGAAAUUGUCACCUUCUGAGUUUGCUCUUAGAAGAACUUGAUCAGGCUGCGGUAGCUCUGCAUUCUCACAAGUCUCAGUCUUUAAGACUUUCUGCAUUGAACCGGUUCAAAUCUGGUCAAGUUUCUAUUUUAGUUGCCACUGAUGUCGCUAGCCGUGGUUUGGAUAUUCCAACAGUUGAUCUUGUUAUCAACUAUGACGUUCCCAGGUAUGCGCGGGACUAUGUUCACCGUGUCGGACGAACUGCAAGAGCUGGCAGAGGGGGACUAUCUAUAAGUUUUGUCACACAGAAUGAUGUGGAUCUUAUUCAUGAGAUAGAGGCUAUUAUUGGAAAACAGUUAACAGAGUAUGAAUGUGAAGAGAAGACAGUUCUUGAAGAUAUUACUAAGGUGUACAAGGCUAGACGAGUGGCAAUUAUGAAGAUGAUAGAUGAUGGGUUUGAAGAGAAAGCACAAGCCAGAAAAAAGCAGAAGCUUAAGACAUUAACAGAAAAAGGGUUGCUAAAAAAGCGGAAACGAUAGUCGGAUGAAGUUUUAAGAUUUUUUUUCUCGGGUGUUUUCUCGGGUGAGGUAGUUACAAGAAAAUCAAGAAAGUGGCUAAUGAAACGUGGAGUCAAUUUAGCAACUGGAAACCUCGUUCAUCCCAAGUCUGAUGGCUUUGGAAGAAGCUUGGAGCAUGGUGGAGGAAGCGAAGCGAAAGCACUGUGUCCCACAAUUGCAAAUUUUUGCUCAAUUUGGCUUAUGCUGCAAAAUGCAAGCAAAAAUAUUUUGUUUAACUAGUCGAAUGCUCUAAUAGUAAUUUAUUUACUGCUGAGCAUAAAUCUCAAUCAAAACAAUUCAUCUUCACAUUUUCCAACUCAA
Molecule: messenger RNA, 1879 nt
Organism: Musa acuminata AAA Group (dessert banana)
Lineage: Eukaryota; Viridiplantae; Streptophyta; Magnoliopsida; Zingiberales; Musaceae
Product: DEAD-box ATP-dependent RNA helicase 36-like
Exons: 6
Coding region: 107-1540 (477 amino acids)
Molecular function (GO): ATP binding; nucleic acid binding; RNA helicase activity
Source: RefSeq, a predicted model, not a curated record